This is a messenger RNA of Dermatophagoides pteronyssinus (European house dust mite), 661 nucleotides long. RefSeq lists its product as uncharacterized. The record is from RefSeq and is a predicted model, not a curated record. Lineage: Eukaryota; Metazoa; Arthropoda; Arachnida; Sarcoptiformes; Pyroglyphidae.
AUUAAUGCCAGCAAUAAUAAUGUUAAAGGAAGCAACAUCAAAGGAAAUGGAAUAUAUCGACCACCAUCCAAACAAAAUAUAAUGAAGAUAAUGACAACGAAAAAACCUCAAGAAGAAAUUUAUGAUCAUACAGAGAUUACACCGAUGAGAAAUGAAGAAAAUGUUGAUAAUAACACCGAAGAAGAUACUGAAGAUGAUAAUGAUCGAAUUGAAUCUGAACCAAGCAUAAAUAAACGUAUACCAAUAUCAAUAUCGGAUAUUGAACAACAACGUAUCGAUAAUGAUGAUCAAGGCAAACAUUCAAUAAUAGGACGUCGUUUAUUGAAACGUUCAUUGAACAUGAUGAUGAUGAAAAAUUCUGAAUCAAAAUCAAAAAUUGAUAAAAAACAUAAUCAAGAUGAUGAUGAAUCAACCAAAUCGAUAGAUAAUAAUAAUAAUAAUGAUAAUGAUCAACAACAGAAUUGGUGGGCAAGAAAAGAUUUACGAUUAAGAAAAUUACAGAAAAAAUUAGAUCAAGAAGAAAGACAAAUGAUGGAAUUAAUGUAUGGAUUUUCACUUUGAUCAAACAAACAACGAUGAUGAACGAUGGACAAAAUAUUGCAUAUUCAUUUCAGGAAACAUUUCAAAUUCCUAAACAGAAUCUUUUUGUAUGCAGAUUUUC